Emys orbicularis (European pond turtle) is the source of this 3276-nucleotide messenger RNA. RefSeq names its product TAO kinase 1 (gene TAOK1). Bases 271 to 3276 code for a protein of 1001 amino acids. Gene Ontology annotation, biological process: protein phosphorylation; regulation of cytoskeleton organization. Gene Ontology annotation, cellular component: cytoplasm. The record is from RefSeq and is a predicted model, not a curated record. Lineage: Eukaryota; Metazoa; Chordata; Testudines; Emydidae. The transcript is spliced from 21 exons. Gene Ontology annotation, molecular function: protein serine/threonine kinase activity; ATP binding.
UUUACUGUCAUGAGAAGUUCUAUAUCAGAAUUCAAUUGGACUAGUCAUGGCCAGAGAGCUGCUGGACUGAGAGAUUAUGUUCACCACGUCUUGUGUACAAAAAGAGCAUAUGAAAUACAAAGGCUCCUGGUGUGUGCUAUUAGAAGACAGUGAUGUCUUACCAUUGCAGUGUGGCAAAGUAAUCCAUGCUGAAGAGGCCCCAUUCAUGCAGAUGAACAAAGGGUUGAGGCAGCACUUUCAACCCAGAUAGUCGGCUAACUGCCCAGCAGGAUGCCAUCAACCAGCCGAGCGGGCAGCCUGAAGGACCCAGAAAUUGCAGAGCUCUUCUUCAAAGAAGAUCCAGAAAAACUCUUCACAGAUCUCCGAGAGAUUGGCCAUGGAAGCUUUGGAGCAGUUUAUUUUGCACGUGAUGUGCGCACCAAUGAAGUGGUGGCCAUCAAGAAAAUGUCAUAUAGUGGGAAGCAAUCCAAUGAGAAAUGGCAGGAUAUUAUUAAGGAAGUCAAGUUCCUACAAAGAAUAAAACAUCCUAACAGCAUAGAAUACAAAGGCUGCUAUUUGCGUGAGCAUACAGCAUGGCUUGUUAUGGAAUAUUGUUUAGGAUCGGCAUCAGACUUACUAGAAGUUCAUAAAAAGCCAUUGCAAGAGGUGGAAAUAGCAGCAAUUACCCAUGGUGCUCUCCAGGGACUAGCAUACUUGCAUUCUCACAAUAUGAUCCAUAGAGAUAUCAAGGCAGGAAACAUCCUGCUGACAGAGCCAGGCCAGGUGAAGCUUGCUGACUUUGGAUCUGCUUCCAUAGCAUCUCCUGCCAAUUCAUUUGUGGGGACGCCAUAUUGGAUGGCCCCAGAAGUAAUUUUAGCCAUGGAUGAAGGGCAGUAUGAUGGCAAAGUAGAUGUUUGGUCUCUUGGAAUAACAUGUAUUGAGUUAGCGGAAAGGAAGCCUCCUUUGUUUAAUAUGAACGCAAUGAGUGCCUUAUAUCACAUAGCGCAGAAUGAAUCCCCUACACUACAGUCUAAUGAAUGGUCUGAUUAUUUUCGAAACUUCGUAGAUUCUUGCCUCCAGAAAAUUCCUCAAGACAGGCCUACAUCAGAGGAGCUUCUGAAGCACAUGUUUGUUCUUCGGGAGCGGCCUGAAACAGUGUUAAUAGACCUGAUUCAGAGAACAAAGGAUGCAGUGAGAGAACUGGACAAUCUGCAGUAUCGCAAAAUGAAGAAACUCCUUUUCCAGGAGGCACACAAUGGGCCUGCAGUAGAAGCACAGGAAGAGGAGGAGGAGCAAGACCAUGGCGUUGGCAGGACAGGAACAGUGAACAGUGUCGGAAGUAAUCAGUCCAUUCCCAGUAUGUCCAUCAGUGCCAGUAGCCAAAGCAGUAGUGUUAACAGUCUUCCAGAUGCCUCAGAUGACAAGAGUGAGCUAGACAUGAUGGAAGGGGACCACACCGUGAUGUCAAAUAGCUCUGUCAUCCACUUAAAGCCUGAGGAAGAAAAUUACAGAGAAGAGUCUGAUUCUAGAACAAGGACAUCAGAACCACAGUCUCCACCCCAAGUAUCUCGCCACAAGUCACAUUAUCGCAACCGAGAGCACUUUGCUACUAUACGCACAGCAUCACUGGUGACCAGGCAAAUGCAGGAACAUGAACAAGACUCUGAGCUCCGAGAACAGAUGUCUGGCUAUAAACGCAUGAGACGGCAGCACCAGAAACAGCUGAUGGCACUGGAGAACAAACUGAAGGCAGAGAUGGAUGAGCAUCGCCUCAGGUUGGACAAAGAUCUUGAAACGCAGCGCAACAACUUUGCUGCAGAAAUGGAAAAGCUCAUUAAAAAACACCAAGCAGCCAUGGAGAAGGAGGCUAAAGUGAUGGCCAAUGAAGAAAAGAAAUUUCAACAACAUAUUCAAGCCCAGCAAAAGAAAGAACUGAACAGCUUCCUGGAGUCCCAGAAGAGAGAAUACAAGCUCCGUAAAGAACAGCUCAAAGAGGAGCUGAAUGAAAACCAGAGCACUCCAAAGAAGGAGAAGCAGGAGUGGCUCUCCAAACAGAAGGAGAACAUUCAGCAUUUCCAGGCAGAGGAGGAGGCCAACUUGCUGCGGCGCCAGAGACAGUAUUUGGAGCUGGAAUGCCGCCGCUUUAAGAGAAGAAUGCUUCUCGGGCGCCAUAACCUGGAACAGGACUUAGUUCGGGAGGAGUUAAAUAAAAGGCAGACGCAGAAGGAUCUGGAGCACGCCAUGUUGCUGCGACAGCAUGAGUCUAUGCAAGAACUGGAGUUUCGCCACCUCAAUACCAUCCAGAAGAUGCGUUGCGAGCUGAUCAGGCUUCAGCACCAAACUGAGCUCACAAACCAGCUGGAAUACAACAAGCGACGAGAGCGUGAGCUGAGGCGUAAGCAUGUCAUGGAAGUUCGACAGCAGCCGAAGAGUCUGAAGUCUAAAGAACUACAAAUAAAGAAGCAGUUUCAGGACACAUGCAAGAUCCAAACCAGACAGUACAAAGCACUGCGAAACCACCUGCUGGAGACCACACCAAAGAGUGAACACAAAGCUGUCCUGAAACGGCUCAAAGAAGAGCAGACCCGGAAACUGGCCAUCCUAGCUGAGCAGUAUGAUCACAGCAUCAAUGAAAUGCUCUCAACACAAGCUCUGCGUUUGGAUGAGGCACAGGAAGCGGAGUGCCAGGUUUUGAAGAUGCAGCUGCAGCAGGAACUGGAGCUGCUGAAUGCGUAUCAGAGUAAAAUCAAGAUGCAGGCUGAGGCCCAGCAUGAUCGGGAGUUGCGUGAACUGGAACAGAGGGUAUCCCUUCGCAGGGCCCUCCUGGAGCAGAAGAUUGAGGAGGAGAUGCUGGCAUUGCAGAAUGAGCGCACCGAACGGAUACGAAGCCUGCUGGAGCGUCAAGCCCGCGAGAUCGAAGCCUUUGAUUCAGAAAGCAUGAGGCUAGGUUUCAGUAACAUGGUUCUGUCUAAUCUCUCCCCCGAGGCGUUCAGCCACAGCUACCCGGGAGCUUCUGGCUGGUCCCACAAUCCUACUGGGGGUGCGGGACCUCACUGGGGUCAUCCCAUGGGUGGCCCACCACAAGCUUGGGGCCAUCCAAUGCAAGGUGGACCCCAGCCAUGGGGUCACCCCUCAGGGCCCAUGCAAGGGGUACCUCGAGGUAGUGCUAUAGGGGUCCGCAACAGCCCCCAGGCUCUGAGGCGGACUGCUUCUGGGGGACGGACGGAGCAGGGCAUGAGCAGGAGCACAAGUGUUACUUCACAAAUAUCCAAUGGUUCACACAUGUCUUAUACAUAA